CUCUUGAGAGGGCUGUGCCGGACACACAGACAGCCCAGAGAAGGAAGGUGGAGCUGUGUUCUCGCACAAGACCGAGUAGAUAUGAAACACCCCCUGCUUCUGCUUCUUGUCCUGCUGGGCACAGUGUCGGCCUUUCAUCUGGAGAACGAUGCCCCCUAUCAGAAGAUCCUAGAGACAGAGGCAGACCUGGACCAGGAUCUGGAUGGUUCAGGAGAUCAGGAGGGGGAGUUGGCCUUGACUGAGGAGGUGAUUAAGUCUGAGAGGGAAGAGGUUGAGACUUCUGACUGUCAAGACUCCUUUGAGGAUGAGGAGGCCAUGGAGUCGGACCCAGCUGCCUUAGACAAGGACGUGGAGUGCCCCAGAGAAGAGGACACGGUUCAAGUGCAGGGAAGUCCUGGGUGCAAGACCUGCCGCUACCUGUUGGUGCGGACCCCCAAGACAUUUAGGGGAGCUCAGAAUGUCUGCCGGAGAUGCUACAAAGGCAACCUCGUCUCCAUCCACAGCCACAGCCUCAACAGCCACAUUCUGCGUUUCACUAGCUCUCUCAAUCAGGCCCAGAUCUGGAUUGGAGGCUUCAUCAGGGGCUGGUGGCUGUGUAAGCGGUUUCACUGGACUGAUGGCAGCUGCUGGAAUUUUGCAUUCUGGGCCUCAGGGCAGCCCAGGAGAGGGAGAGGCCGCUGCGUAGCCCUAUGCACCAGAGGGGGUCAGUGGCGACGAGCGCCAUGCUGCAGGCGCCUGCCCUUCGUCUGCUCGGCCUGA
Messenger RNA from Microcebus murinus (gray mouse lemur), 759 nucleotides. Lineage: Eukaryota; Metazoa; Chordata; Mammalia; Primates; Cheirogaleidae. The record is from RefSeq and is a predicted model, not a curated record.